AUGACCUUCAGGAGAGACAUUGUCUCUAAUGCGUAUGCGUUUGUCAGACCAGUGGUCGUCAGUCUUGUCUAUUGCCAAUGCUAUGGUGAUACGACGAGCGAGUCAAACGGUUCUGGGACAAUUAUUGAUGUUGAUGGCACAGUGAAUGUUAAAGUGAAGGAUGUUGGAACGUUAAAUGGUGUAGUGGUGAAAUUUGAUAUGGUACACGGCAUAGCGAUUGUAAAGAUACAAUCUAAGAAGGCAUUACCAGCGGCUACACUCGAGAUACUCAGGUGGACCACUUGUAAUAAACAUGUGGUUGGUGUCAACUUCUGGAAUACAAGGAAUGCAGAAGGGCUUGGAUUUGGAUUUGUUGUGUCAAUUGACACAGUCUACCAAAUUAUUAAGAAAUGA
Arabis nemorensis is the source of this 393-nucleotide messenger RNA. Lineage: Eukaryota; Viridiplantae; Streptophyta; Magnoliopsida; Brassicales; Brassicaceae. The record is from the annotation of a GenBank genome assembly.